AAUUAAUCUUCGUCACGGAAACAAAGGAAUUUCUAACUGCUUGAUCGCAUUUGUUGGUACGACGAUGAAUCUGGCUACAAUCAGCGUACUGCUGUGCGCAACGGUAUUCAUAGCAGAAUGCGUGCCUGGGGAAAGACCAAAGAUAUCUCGACAUCUGACGGUAACCAUGCCGAAAUCAACAACUGUAGCGUGCGGCGAUGCCCACAAAGGCUCUGAUGUAUUGUGGACAGUGUCAGUGACCAAAUCAAACGUCCGUGUCAACUCUUCCGAUCCGAACAACAAGCCAUGUGACAUUGCCAUCGAUCCUGGUAACGAUUCCAUUGAAGGCGAAACGAAAGUUGCCGUGAAAAAUAGAUUGAUGUAUAUUCUGGGAGAACACGGCGUGAAAAAGGUCGACGGCCAAGACAAAACCAAGUACACUCUGUUGAUCGUGAAUCUCGACACGUGUAGCCUCGGCAAAGCCGACGUCCCGCUUGCGAAAAUGUCGAACUCCCUGCCGGACAUGCUGGUCCAAGAGAAUAACGUUGAUUUAUUCUUCUCGCAAAUGGACACGUGCGCGCCCUGCCGAUUCUCAAACGAUGGAAAGAGAUCGACGAAGGCGGCACCACAAAUCCCAGCGCCGAAACCCAGCAGGGAUGGAUUUCCAUAUCCCUUUCGUAUGGGCACAUUUGGCCGUCAUCAAUACAUCUAUGCACAGAACAUGGAAGGCAACAAAGCAACUCUGAGGGUACUUGACAACACGAACAUGAACGUGUUGAAAGAAACGCAAGUCGACUAUCCCGUGGAUACCUUAGUCGAAACAAAUGCGGCCGACGCUGCGACGGUAGGCAUUUGUAGCAAAAAAUACGACAACAUGCUGAUGGACAUCAGCGCGUACAAGGAGAUCAACUGCGUGGCAAUGGACGAAGACUUAGAGACUCGCGCUCCGAUUAAAAUUACCGUCGAACCGCAUUCGCAGCCCAUCUCCAGCGUCUCCUACGACGUUGACAAAACCAGCGGCAAAAUUUACAUUGGCUUCGCCGUCGACCAAAAUAUUGUCGCUCUGGUUUACGACGACGAAGGGACGCUCAUCAAGUCUCACGAUCUUGGCAAAAUUGACGCCAGAUUCGAAAAGUACAAGCGCCAACCGAUGUUUUACACACCCUACUCUCACUGGGAUGUCAGUGGAUUCAUCGCGGGCAAGGAAUACUGCCUUGUUACGGAACAGCUGUCUUACACGGAUGAGCACGAGGUUGAUCUACAUGAUGUCAGGUGUUUCGAUACCCUCGAAUAAUUUUUUACGCUCUUCGCAAGACAAAUGCAAAUUAGCCGAAUAACGAAAGGAUAGAAUAAACCGAUCUUACUGAAUAUAUAUACCUCAAUUUCAUUUUUGUUUUCAACAUUUCAAAUGCUUGUAUAAUUUCUACAAGCAAUAAGAUCUCGAUAUAUCGCAUGCACUGAAAAUCGAAAUGUAUCAAAGGGUAGCAUUAAUAUUUUUAAAUACUUCUUUUUUUUUGCGUACUUACUUUUGAGCUUGGCGUAUUUGUUACAUGAAUUAUUUAUUGUGCAACAAUAACUGGAAAUAAAGUGGCUCUUAAAUGUCGAAACGGAAAUGAAAAUCCAUUGCUUAUUGUCGGAAGAAUAAAAUUCCAUGAAACAGUCUGUAAUCAUCGGUAGCAUUUGUUUUUUAUUGCUCAUUGGCCGACAGUCAAUGAACAGUCGGUCGAUGAGCAAUAAGCAUCGGUUUUUUAACGCAAUCGAAAAGUUCGCGGUCGCCACUGCCUCUCUCACAGAGUCAAGCCGGUGGUCAGCGAAAGCCGAACGUCGGAUUUGAUCGAUCGGAGACUCUAGCGGGAGCCGAAGAAGGAAGCAAAGUCGGCGAGCUGGCAGUCGCACGGCGAGGCGGAGUGCCUAACCCCGCGACUUGGAGCGCAGCGGUGAAACCGACAGGCCAGCGGCUCGCGGAGAAACGCGGACGCAUGCAGUCGCCAGCCGGGCCGGCGUCGAAGGAAUGCGCCGCCGCGAAAGAGACGGAGGAGGUGGAGCGAGAACGCGACGAGGAGCGAGCAGCGAGCCGCUGCGAGUGGAAGAGUCUGCCGCCGGAGGUUCUCGAGAUGAUCUUCCGAAUGCUGCCGUACAAGGAAAUCGCAGCCUCGCUGCGGCUGGUGUCCAGAAAGUGCGCGUCGGUGGCCACGAGCAUCCUGAACGCGGCCCUCCUGUCGUCGCGGCCGCGGCUGCGCUCGGUGCAGAGGCGCCUCGAGGCGAGGGCGCUUGGCUGCUCUGACGCGCUCGACCGGUCGACGCUCGCGCGCGCGCGCAACUACCUCGAGUACGCCGACGCCCAGCUGGGGCUGCUGUGGUCGGCAGUCGCGCGCUACACCCAUCCGUUCGGCGGCCGCCACCCCAAGUACGGCAGGCUCUGCUUCUACGGCGGCGCGCUCCUCGACGAGCUCGACAGCCUGCUCAGGGUGGCGGUCCGAUGUCCUGCCGUGCUGCUCGAAAGGGACGGCCCAGCCGGCUGCAUCCUCGACUUCGCCGUCAGGUGCAAGAAGUUCAUGAAUUACUUCGAGAAGGUCUCCGAGAAGAAGAUCAACAAAAACAGUCUGAUCUCGGGCUGCAAGCCGAUCGACAUCUUGGACUGCCUGCUGGAGGGUCGCGAGCUGCUGGAGCUGCGCGUGCCGUCGCCGCGCGACGCCGAGCUGCCGACCGCCACGGUCGGCAUGAAGCUGCGCUACGUGAUGGCGCGCUCGUGGUUCACCUGCCUAGACUUGCCGGAAAGCGAGUCGCGCGAGGACGAAAAGUCGUGGCGCGAUCAGCAGCGUUUCAUGUACCUCAGGCUCAGGCGACUCGUGAGCAGCUUCAACGAGCAUCGGCUCGAGAAGAGGCACUACGAGAUGGAGAUGCUGAUGAGCGUUCGGCAUUCGCUGCCGAUCCCGAAAGUCCCGACCUGCUCCACUUAUACCGGCUACGGCGAAUACGCUGGCAAAUUUUAUUACUACGGACACAUGAACGAAAGCGCGUUCGAGGGCAAGGUUUUGGAUACUUGGAGACGGACCUCGUCGAGGGAGCGGACGAGAAAGAAAGAGCCCGAGGACAGGCCCUCCUACGAUCUUGUCAUCGACGUCGAAUUGCGAUGCUCGCCGGAACUUGCUCCGCUUUCGCUCAGGUCGAUGCUGAAGUACGACGAUUUCGACCACCCGACGUGUGCGAGCAGCCGACCGGAGUUCUGCCUGAGCCUCAGCAUCGACUGCCCGGCGGCCUUCUACAACAGACUGCCCAAUCGCUACGUGUGGGAACUCAACACGUCUCACUACCAAAAACCCUGACUCUCCGCUGCUAGUUUUAAUUUUAAUUUUUAAUUUAAUUUAAUCGCUUUUCUAUUAAGUACUUUUCCCCUCCUGUCCUUUUUUCUUUUUAACUUGCAUUUGGAAAACAGUUUUACUCUGUACAACGAUCAUUUUAAUUCUUAGUUUUUAUUUAUUUUUUAAAAUCGAAGCUCUCGUGCCUUUUAUUUAUAUUAUUUUUUUUUCUUCUGCUUUUAUUCAACAAUCGGA
This is a messenger RNA of Phymastichus coffea, 3533 nucleotides long. RefSeq lists its product as uncharacterized. The coding region runs from base 1959 to 3305 and encodes 448 amino acids. The record is from RefSeq and is a predicted model, not a curated record. Gene Ontology annotation, molecular function: protein binding. NCBI's taxonomy places the organism in Eukaryota, Metazoa, Arthropoda, Insecta, Hymenoptera, Eulophidae. The transcript has 6 exons.